Entelurus aequoreus (snake pipefish) is the source of this 2886-nucleotide messenger RNA. It is a transcript of the gene b4galt3, whose product is annotated as UDP-Gal:betaGlcNAc beta 1,4- galactosyltransferase, polypeptide 3. The coding region runs from base 292 to 1725 and encodes 477 amino acids. The record is from RefSeq and is a predicted model, not a curated record. NCBI's taxonomy places the organism in Eukaryota, Metazoa, Chordata, Actinopteri, Syngnathiformes, Syngnathidae. Gene Ontology annotation, molecular function: glycosyltransferase activity. The transcript is spliced from 7 exons. Gene Ontology annotation, biological process: galactosylceramide biosynthetic process; carbohydrate metabolic process.
GAGCGUACUCGGCGAUGCCAGCACGGACGCGCUGUGCUGUCAUGCUAUCAUUGCGUGUGAGAGCAGCGGUUGAAGCAGUGCCGAUUUCACCCCAGAUGAGCGAUCGGGGGGAGGGGGAGACGAGGAGGAGUGAUGGCAGUGCAGACUGAGUUUCACCAUGACGACCAACUGUUCCUGAUGAUGAUCAUCUACCUUGUGCUCACCUGAGUUUUCACCUUGUGCUGCCCCUCCCUCCCUUCUUCUUCCUAUUCUUGUUAAUUUCCUGCCACCCCCUCCAUCUUGCUCCACCCCAUGACUGCUCCCAUCCCGUUUCCCCUGUUCGGACGCUCACUUUCUCGCCAUUUGAAUUUAUUUAUUAUGGCAUGUUGGGGGCGCUCUCUGGACUCACCGUGCACAUUGGCUUUGCUGGUGGGCUUCCAGUUUGCCUUUGUGCUCUACUUCUCCCUCGGGGGCUUCAAAGGCUUGGUAUCCGUGCUAGUUCACACCACAGAGUCUGAGUUUGAUUACUCACGUCCCCACGACGUCUACACCAACCUCAGUUAUCUGAGAGCACCACCUCCCCAGCCUCUGAACUCUGGCACUGGACCCCCUGCAACGGGACCGCCGCUACCAGAUUGUCAAGUUAUCUCUCCUCUGCUGGUCGGGCCUGUCUCCGUACAUUUUUCCUCGCCUCUGACGCUAGAGGAGAUCAGACAGAAGAACCCAUUAGUGCUGCCAGGCGGACGCUACGGUCCACCCGACUGUGAACCUCGACACCACACUGCCAUUGUGGUACCAUACCGGAACCGGCAGACUCACCUCCGUGCCCUCCUCUACCACCUUCAUCCUUUUUUGCAAAGGCAACAGAUCCACUACAGCAUCUACAUAGUGCAGCAGUGGGGGAACAGCACUUUCAACCGAGCCAAGCUGCUGAAUGUCGGGGUGAGGGAAGCCCUCCGAGAUGAAGACUGGAGCUGUAUCUUCCUCCAUGAUGUUGACCUGCUGCCCGAGAACGACCACAACACCUACACCUGCCACAAGCAGUUUCCCACACACCUGUCUGUGGCCAUGGACAAGUUCAGAUACAGGCUUCCCUACCCACAAUAUUUUGGUGGGGUGUCUGCAGUGACCCCAGACCAGUAUAUGAAAAUGAAUGGCUUCCCUAACCAGUACUGGGGUUGGGGGGGAGAGGACGAUGAUAUCGCUGCAAGAGUGCGUCUGUCUGGCAUGAAGAUUGUGCGCCCCCCAGUGGCCAUCGGCCAUUACAAAAUGAUCAAGCACAGAGGAGACCGAGGCAAUGAGCAAAACCCACACAGAUUUGACCUUCUAAAAAGGACCAGACUUAACUGGCGCUCCGACGGCCUCAAUUCUUUGACUUAUGAGCUCCUUUCCAAAGAGCUGGAGCCACUCUACACAAACCUCACUGUCAACAUUGGAGAAGACUCUCAUCAACAUCGGGGGGAAAAUACCAACUCUGUGCAAAAAGGUAGUGCCUCCAAGACCGUAGCCAAGGACAACCAGGAGAUAGAAACAGUAGCGAGCAAAGAGUCCGUAGUGGUAAAAAGUAGCGCCUCCAAGACCAGACUCAAGGACAAUCAGGAGACAAAAACAUUAGUGAGCAAAGAGUCCGUGGUGGUAAAUGUCUCUGUGAGCAGACUCGAAGGCGUGAAGACAGUACCUAUUCGGACAAAGGCAGCUAAUGAAACGACACAAGAGAAAACAAAUGUGCAUACACCUCACAUGUAGCACUAAAGAGAUUCAAAGAUGGUGGACUUAGUGGUAAAGGCAAGUUAUCUCAGCUUUGCAGUUUUCCAGGCAUUGAUAGGGAUCCAAGUGGUUUUCAGGAUGCUUUCAGAAAGUAGGUUGGGAAAAUUAAGAGAAUGACUGCAUUGUGCAGCAUACUCUGGAAGAAACUAGUGCCUUGUCUCUUUUAAAGCGCUUUUAUAAACUGGUACCAACAUGAGAUUCCUUUGACUUCUCCUGCCUUGUGGCAACUGUUAGAAAGCAGGGAGGUGUUGACUUGAACAAUUUGUUCCAGAAUUUCUGUUUUUAUAUCGGUGUGCAUUAAGGUCACUAGAGAUUAUAUUUAUAUAGAGAAAUGUUUUUAUUUGUUUACUACUUUUUGGUUUAGUCUGGUGCCUCUUUUUCAAUUUUAGUUUCUAGACAAUCAAACCAUAGGGGAACAGAACUUUAUUAAUCAUUACUAGUGAGGUAAUAUAACAUCUAUCUGAAUGUCUGUCAAAUAAUCAUACACUCAGCAUGAUGCAGUAUGUGUUAUUGAGUAUACUCCCGUUACAUAGGCAGAGCAAUGCUUCUUUAUAUUACCUGUGGUGUUAUUGACUUUCGGGGGUAUGCCAGAUAAUAUCUAAGGCUCAUUACUACCGCCCAUACCUAAUAUCUAGAGUCAGAAUGUUGCUAUAGUGAUAAUAAAGCACUGUGUAUAGAUUUAAAGCAUAUUCACAAAAGGCAUCUCAAUAUAUUCUUAUCCAGAAGCCUCUUAUGUAUGAAUAAACGUCUUUUUGUCUUCAUUCAUUCGUCGUGACGAGAAGUAAACAACCCAUUUAGAAAGAUAAUGUAACCACUUUACUCAGUGGACAGAUAUGUUAUUUAUUUUAUAACACAGCCAUUUUGAAUGUAUCUUUGCAGAAGGGGAUGUAUUUGUGUUUGAAUGAAUUGAAUGUUAGCUUGCUGGAUGUAUUCCUGCUGGUGAUCAAGGGCCUGACUAACUAGAGGUUUGCUUAUGUAUUAAAACACGUGCAAACUUAAUAGACCAAAGUUGUUUUUUAAACUUUAUUUCAAUGAAGUGCAUUUUUACAGAAGUGAGGGGAAUCUUAUAACAACACAUAGAACAUAAGGUAAGGAACUGCGGUGUAUAUCAACGAGCAUCUGACCAAGAAAAUAUUGGAC